AUGCAGGGGUGGUGGCGAGUCUAUCUGGCUCAGUGGGCAGCCCUGACCCUCCAAUGCGCAGGGCACAGCAUCCCCGGAGACGACUCGGAGCUGAACUAUUAUGGGGACAAUGUGAUUGACCUGCUGGAGGCCCUCAACAUCACCCGCUCCGUCGAGGGGGUCACCAAGGCCAAGGGCCUCGAUCCGGGAGCGCCAGCCUGGAAGCUCCGCCAGCGGGUGCCCCACCUGACCCUCCCCUGGGAUUACUCGGUCUACCUGCUGUCCACGGUGCAGGCCGCCCUGGGGUUCCACUUCGUGGCCCGCCAGAGCCGCGGCUCGGAGGGGACCCUCGUCUCUCUGGUGUCUCCGGCCGCCACCAAGAGGGACGGGCGGCCGCUGCUGCAGCUGUUGUCCAGCACCCGGGCCGACCAGCUCCGGCUGGACUACCGCGCCGUGCACAACAUGGAGCCUGCCUCCUUGGUCUUUCCCGGCAGAACGCCCUUUGCCCAGGGCCGCUGGGUCCGGCUGGCCCUCAACCUGGAGCCUCAGCGCAUCUCCCUCUUCGUGGAUUGCCAGGAGCCGGUCGUCUUCGAAAAGGGCGGCGGGGAAGACGUCCUGAGCCUCAUCCUGCCCCUGGAUCUGCAGAUCACCUUUGCCAGUUUGUCUGGAGAUAAGACCAGCAAAUUCUUGGGCUACUGGCAGACGGCGGAGAUCUCGCCCAGUGGAUUCCCACACCGCCCCUGGCACUGCGAGAACCUGCCAGAUCCUGACCCGCUGCCUUUGCCCUACACCAUGGCCGAAGAGCACUACCUGGAUCUGCCGGGGCAGCCCCUCACCCAACUGGAUGCCCCACCACCCCUCGAGCCGCUGGCCCUCACGGACAUCCGCCAUUACCAGCGGGAGCCCAGCGAGGCUGAUUUCCCACCCCUGGGGGUAGCAGCACGGUCUGGCCUGGGUAGCCCAGAGGAGAGGAUCCGGAGGCUGGAGGAACUGGUGGACGGACUGGGGACCAUGCUGGAUAUGGUGAAAGAGCAGAAUUCCAACCUGCUGGGCCGUGUGAAGUCCCUGGAGGAGUGCGAAUGCCGGCGACUGACCUGCCUUUGGGAAGGGCGGCGCUAUGAAGACGGCGCUUCUUGGGAUCAGGACCCCUGUACCACCUGCCUGUGUGUGCGGGGCAAGGCGGAGUGUUCGCUGAGACAUGACCGACCGCAUUGCCUGGGUUGCACAGACGACCAAAAGGAAGGUGAGAGCUGGAUGCCGGACCCGUGUCAGACUUGCCGGUGUGAGGAUGGCACAGUGACCUGCGAGGUGGAAGACUGCCCCCCGCCACCGUGCCAGCACCCCGUCGUCCCAGAGGGGAAAUGCUGCCCGGAGUGUGGGGGUUGCCUGUACAAGGGCCACCACCUGGCUGACGGGCAGAGCUACCUGGGGGAGUCGUGCAUCCAGUGCGUCUGCAAGUGUGUGAAAUGGAGUUCUGCAGGGAUCCCCAGCGCGGUGUCCCUGGGCACAGGGGCGCACGCCGACAUCUUUCCUGGCAUUUGCCAAGGUCUUCUAGGAAGCAGGCGGGGCCUGGCAGGCACCGUGCAAUGCCAGGCUGCCACGUGCCCAGAGCUGGCAUGCCGGGAACAUCACGUGCCACCCGGGGAGUGCUGUCCAGUUUGCCGCCCAGGUUGUGAGUACGAAGGUCAGCGCUACCAAGAGGGAGAGGUCUUCGUGGCCGUGUCCAACGCCUGCAUGAAUUGCUCCUGUCUGAGAAGCCUAGUCCGAUGCCACCCAAUCAGGUGCCCUGCGAGCCGCUGCUCCAACCCCGUCCCCCAGGCCGGCCAGUGCUGCCCCGUCUGCCCAGCUUGCGAGCUGGACGGACAUCCCUUGGAACCAGGGCAGAAGAGCCUCUCGGCGGACGGGUGUCGGCGCUGCUCCUGUUCCGAAGGGGAGCUGGUCUGCGUCCCGGCUCAGCCGUGCCCCAAGGCUUGCACCCACGGAGCACCACCCGUGGUUGGCUCCUGCUGCCCGGAUUGUGCCCGCUGCCUUUUCCAAGGAAGGCUCAUUCCCAGUGGAGUGGAAUUCACCGGCCACGAUCUUUGUGAGCGCUGCGUUUGCGAGGGUGGGACUGUUCUCUGCUCGCAGCUCACUUGCCCAAAGCUGGACUGUACCGCGACAGAGGAUGUGGCUGGCAAAUGUUGCCCCCGCUGCCAAGGUUGUGUGGACGGAACCAGCCGAUACGAUCACGGAGAGGAGUGGACACCCACCACGGACCCUUGCCUGAAGUGCAGGUGCCAGGAAGGGAAUGCCGUGUGCAAGCGGAGGCAGUGUGCCAGUCUGUGCCGCCACCCAGCCCCCCCUCGCUGGGGCUCCUGCUGCCCCGUCUGUGACGGUUGCCUGUGGGAAGGGCGGGAGUAUCGCAGCGGAGAUCCGGUGCAGAGUGUCGACCCUUGCAAGAGGUGCCGAUGUAGGGCCGGGGAGGUCUCCUGUGAGCGGCUGGAGGCAGACUGCCCCCCAGCACCCUGUAGCCACCCUGGCAAAGUGCCCGGCCAGUGUUGCCCGACCUGCAAUGUUUGUGAAUUUGAAGCCCGCCUGUACCAGAACGGAGAGACCGUCACCCCUGGAGGGGGCAACCCAUGCCUUCGCUGCUCAUGCACAGACGGGCACAUCCGGUGCCAGGAGGAGCUCUGCCCCCCCACCCCCUGCUCCCAGCCUGCCCGAGACCCAGAGCGCUGCUGCCCACUCUGCAAAGUUUGUAUCCUUGACAGUGUGGAGUUCGAGGAAGGCACCGAAUGGGAGCCGGAAGGAGAUCCCUGCAGCACCUGCCUCUGCCUCCAGGGGGAGCCCGUGUGCAGCGCCACCCAGUGCCCACCUGUCCCCUGCCAACAUCCUGCCCAGCUUCAAGGCUCCUGUUGCCCGACCUGCCAGCGAUGCUCCUACAAACAGCGGCUCUACGAAAACAGGCAAGAGUUUGUCGACCCGGACAACCUUUGUCAGAGCUGUCGGUGUAUGGACGGCACCGUGUUUUGCUCCCCCACCGUCUGCCCACCUGCGGUCUGCCCCCAUCCGGAGAAGAGGCUUGGAUUCUGCUGCCCCAAAUGCCCCGACUGCACUCAUGACAACCAUGUGGUGUUGGACGGAGAGGAGUUCCCCAACCCACAGAAUCCCUGCCAGGCUUGUCUGUGCACCAGUGGGGAACUCUACUGCAAGGAGCGGCACUGCCCUGGCGCUCUCUGUGCCCACCCCUUGCCAGGAUCCUGCUGCCAGAACAACUGCAACGGUUGCAACUAUGCUGGGAAGGAGUACCCCAACGGAGCCGAGUUCCCCCACCCCACGGACAAGUGCCGGCGAUGCCAUUGCAUUAACGGCAACGUUCAGUGCCUCUCGACCAGGUGUGGCCCCUUGGUCUGCCCAGAGCCCUUCAUGAUGCCUGGGGAAUGCUGCCCCCGCUGCCCAGCCCCCCCAGCCAGCUGCCUUUACCUGGGCCUCUCCUACCAGCACACGGAGCGGUUCUACGACCCGUCGGACAAAUGCCGGGACUGCAUGUGCAGCAACGGGACCAUCACCUGCCAACGCCAGCCCUGCGCGCCGGUCCAGUGCUCUCACCCGCUGAAGCAGGACUGCUGCCGUUCCUGCGACGGCUGCCUUUACCAUGGGAAGGAGCUGCCCAACGGAGAGCAGUUUGCAGACCCCAAGGACCCCUGCGGCAUCUGCUCCUGCUGGGAGGGGAGCGUCACCUGUAAACCCAAGGCCUGCCCCCCAGCGGAGUGCCCGUUCCCUGUCCCCGGACCAUGCUGUAAGCUCUGUGAAGGUUGCGAGUACCUCUCUGAGCCCUACCUGGACGGCCAGGAAUUCCCGGACCCCCAGGACAGCUGUGGCAUCUGCUCCUGCCAGGGCGGAUUCGUUACCUGUGCCAAGAAGCCCUGCUACCAAGUGGGCUGCAGCCACCCGGUCAAUGUGCCCGGGCAAUGCUGCCCCGUGUGCCAUGGGUGCUUCUACAACGGCGUCACCAUUGGCAAUGGGCAGACCUUUCCCGACCCCGGAGACGCCCUCUGCUCCCAGUGUACGUGCCGGGAGGGUUCAGUUCAGUGUCUGAAGAAGCUCUGUGUGCCCGCCCCCUGUGCCCAUCCUGUGCCCGGUCCGUGUGCCUGCACCCUGUGCCAAGGCUGUUACUUCCAAGGGCACGAAUACAAGGACGGAGAGAAAUUUGCUGCCCCCAACAAGCCCUGCGAGGAAUGCCGCUGCCUGAGAGGGGAUGUGUCCUGUGGGCCCCGCCUGUGCCCCGUGCCACCCUGCCCUCACCCGUCACGUGACCCCUGUGGCUGCCCCAUGUGUGACGGCUGCAGCUUCCACGGUCGAGACUGUGGAGAUGGGGAGCGCUUUCUGGACCCCCAGGACACCUGCCGCCAGUGUACCUGCUUGGGUGGCACCGUGACAUGCUUGCCCACCCCGUGCCCGCCCACGGCUUGCCAGAACCCGGUCGCUCUGCCCGGCCAGUGCUGCCCAAAAUGCACGGGGGCCUGCCACUACCAGGGGCACCUCUACCAGAGCGGCGAGACCUUCCCUUCCCCCGAAGAGGCUUGCCAGACGUGCGGGUGCUUGGCGGAAGUGGUGACGUGCCAUCCGAAGCCCUGCCCACAGCAAUGCUCCCACCCCUUGCCCCCCACCGCCCCAGCCUGCUGCCCGACCUGCGAUGGCUGCCUCUUUGAGGACCAGAAGCAUGCCAACCGACAAACCUUCACCCCGCCCUCGGAGCCCUGCCGGCGCUGCAGCUGUCUGCAUGGCAACGUGGCCUGCGCCCCUCUUGUCUGCCCCCCAGCGCCAUGUGCCAGCCCCCUCCACAGGCCAGGCCGCUGCUGCCCGGAGUGCCCCGUGUGCCAGCACGCGGGCCAGGAAUACCCCGAAGGCGCCCAGUGGAUCUCGCCCUUGGAUCCCUGCCAGCAGUGCUCCUGUGUGGAUGGAAAUGUCCGCUGUGAUAUGAUCCAGUGUCCUGUGACAGGCUGCUCCCACCCGGUGACUGAGCCCGGGGUCUGUUGUCCACGUUGUAAAGGCUGCGUGUACGAGGGCCGGGAGCACGCGGACGGCAGCCACUGGCUUUCCUCCUCCACGCCUUGCAUGGCCUGCAUGUGCGUGGAUGGUGUGGCCACCUGCGCUGAGAUCAUCUGCGUCAGCUCCUGUAUCAAUCAGAUCGAAGUCCCUGGGGAGUGCUGCCCGCUUUGUGCAGACUGCAGUUAUGACGGCCAAGUCUAUGGACCAGGGGAGAGUUUCCAGCCAGGAGAGGACCCCUGUGAAAUCUGUACCUGUGAGCUGAUGUCGGAUGGCGAACAGCGCCUGCAGUGCUACCGGAAGCAAUGCCCCAGCCUGGUGGACUGCCCCCGGGAACAGAUCCAGCGCCCUGGCCCUGGGCAAUGCUGCCCCACGUGCACUCAGGCGCUGAGCAACUGCACCUCCAGCCUGGUGGGCAACGAGGUCCCGGCCACCGACGAGCCCUGCUACACCUGCCAGUGCAAGGAUCUGACCUGGGUUUGUGUCCACCAAGGAUGCCCGCUGCUGAGUUGCCCCACGGCCGAGCAGUUCACCCCUCGCGGCGCCUGCUGCCCCAUCUGUGACGAAUGUGUGAUCGAAGUCGAGGGGCGGCGUGUGUCUGACGGGGAAACCUGGAGGGACAGCGUUGACGGUUGCAUCACCUGCUCAUGCAGCUUGGGCCACAUCGAGUGCCACAUCCAGGAAUGCGUCCCUGUGGUGUGCCCGGAUGGGCAUGUGAAAGGGCAGACUCCAGGAGGCUGCUGUGUCCAGUGCCAAGCCAGCGUGGUCACCUGCUCCCACCAGGGCCGCACCUUCCAGUCCAACGAGCACUGGCAGGUGGACGAAUGCACAGCCUGCAACUGCAUCUCCGGGGAGGUGCAUUGCCGCAGCGAGAGAUGCCCUCCUGUCGCCUGCGCUGCGGACGAGACGCCGGCCGUGACCCCCGGGGUGUGCUGCCCGCACUGCGUGCCCCGCCCCGCCACCUGCGUGGCCUUUGGUGACCCCCACUACCGCACUUUCGAUGGCAGGAUGGUUCACUUCCAGGGCAGCUGCACAUACGUGAUGGUCCAGGACUGCGAGGGAGGGGAUUUCAGCAUCCACGUGACCAACGAUGACCGCGGGCGCCAGGGCGUGUCCUGGACCAAGGAAGUGACGGUGCUGAUGGGCGGCGUCAUCGUGCAGCUGUUGCAAGACCGGGUCGUCAUGGUAGACUCCCAGACUGUGACCCUCCCCUUCCUGAAGGAACCCCACCUGUAUGUCGAGCUAAAGGCCAACACCCUCCUGUUGAACACCAAUAUUGGCGUGAAGGUGCUCUGGAAUGGCCGCUCCCACCUGGAGGUCAGCGUGCCCGGCACAUACAAAGGGCUCACUUGUGGGCUUUGCGGCAACUUCAACAGCUACCCCCAGGACGACCUGCGGCUCCAGUCCGGGCACCUCACUUUGUCCGAGGCUGCCUUUGGCAACAGCUGGAAGGUGGUCGGGGCCAACAGCACGGAACGAGGUGGCUGCGCUGAUGGGCAGGACGUGGACCCCUGCAAAGAGACCGGGUACCGCUCCCGCAAAGAAGCCAACGCUCGCUGCAAGGUGCUGAAGUCGCCGCCAUUUGAGCGCUGCCACGCCGCCGUCCCCCCGGAGCCGUUCUUCGCCUCCUGCGUCUAUGAUCUGUGCGCCUGUGGAACGGCCAGCGGUGAUGAUUGCCUCUGCGAGGCCUUGGAAGCCUAUGCCGCUCAGUGCCGCCAUGCCGGGCUGGUGCUACAGUGGAGGUCGCCCAUGCUCUGCGCCGUGGGCUGCCCGCAAGACAGGGGCUACGUGUUUGAUGAAUGCGGACCGCCCUGUCCCAAGACCUGCUUCAACUACGCCGUGCCCCUGGGGGUGCUGGAGUCCCAUUGCUUCAAGCCCUGUGUGCCCGGCUGCCAGUGCCCUGCAGGGUUGGUGGAACACGAAGCUCACUGUAUCCUGCCCGAGGCCUGUCCCCGCGUCAUCUACGGCACCCUCUGAGCCGGGAUCGGACUGGAUUGG
This is a messenger RNA of Euleptes europaea (tarantolino), 7005 nucleotides long. RefSeq names its product kielin cysteine rich BMP regulator (gene KCP). Lineage: Eukaryota; Metazoa; Chordata; Lepidosauria; Squamata; Sphaerodactylidae. Bases 1 to 6984 code for a protein of 2327 amino acids. The record is from RefSeq and is a predicted model, not a curated record. The transcript is spliced from 52 exons. Gene Ontology annotation, molecular function: protein binding.